This is a messenger RNA of Epithele typhae, 783 nucleotides long. RefSeq lists its product as uncharacterized. The transcript has 8 exons. Bases 1 to 783 code for a protein of 260 amino acids. The record is from RefSeq and is a predicted model, not a curated record. NCBI's taxonomy places the organism in Eukaryota, Fungi, Basidiomycota, Agaricomycetes, Polyporales, Epitheliaceae.
AUGCGCGAUCCCUCGGGCGGCUCACUCCGACUCCACCUCACAUUCGAGCUGGGAAACGGGGUGACGGAUCUGGACGCGUGCCCUUCUCAUCUAUACUCAAAGUUGAUGUUGGACAUCGGGAGUUUGCCCGUGGACCGCCUCUCCGAGCUUGGGUUCUUUUUUGGAGGUGUUGGCCUAGAUGAACACGCCAGUCGCCUCACCCUCUUCGACAUCCACGACGCGACCAUUGCGUGGGACCUCCGCCCGGUUAUGCUUCUUGCCCAGCUCAACGCCACCUCAGACCCGACGGAGCGCACCGAGAUCCAAGCUGCCCUGGGUAUGGGCAAACGGAGCAUGCCCUUACCCGACCUGCGACGUACCCUGAACCUCGUCCGCGGAUACGGGUUUGGACGAGUGCGGUACCUUUCAUCAUUGCUGGGGACAAUGUCAUGGAACAGACAAGGAGAGACGUACGACGAACUGGGAUGUGUGAGCAUUGGGUUCAUAGCACACGCGUUGAGGCCCCAAGCCAACAGGCUUGUACGCAGAGGAGACAGUGGAUGGCGCAUCGCGCGCUCGCGCCGGCAGCCGCGUGCUCUCGAUCUCUUUGAAGCGGACGUGCCCGUGUUGAUAGAAGAUCAGGAGGCCGAGUAUACUACUACAAUGCUCAUGGAGCUGUCAAGACGCGACGCAUGCGAACGCACCGCGGAGUCCUUCGUGCACUCUCGCGGUCUACACCGCGCGCACUCGAUCACCACUACCCGCGGCGCGGCGCCCUCUCCCUCUCGCAAUGGUACCCCGUAG